AUGGUGACCACGGAGAGAGAUUACGUGCGUUCCCUCCGCUACAUCAUCGAGCACUACUUCCCCGAGAUGGAGAGAGGAGACCUCCCGCAGGACCUCAGGGGAAAACGGAGCGUCAUCUUUGGGAACCUGGAGAAACUAAUGGACUUCCACAGCCAGUACUUCCUCAAGGGAGUGGAGUUAGAGGCAGAUCUAGGUUUUUUCAAACCCUUAAGCUUAAACUAUGGGUUUAGUUUUUAGUUAGUUAACUCAAUACUAUUACAAUCCACUUCAAAUAAAUUCAUACUCUACUUACCCUAAGACAUAGUUCCUUCAAACAUAGGAUAUUUCAUUUUACAGGUAUUUAAAAUGUUAAGGGGAAAAAUUUUUCAACAAGGAGGUUCUUAAAACUUUCUUAAAUAGAAUUAAAUUCUAACGGUACGUUCUACCACCAUCCCUGUGAAACCUAACCAAAUUCAAUUUUUUCCAUUUCCUUAAUCCCCGGGAAAAAGGGGAUUAAAACAAACUUAUCGAGGAAAGAGAAAUAUGAAAAAAUAUGUUAAAAACUAUAUUAUGUUAAAUUUUAGGAAGACAAAAAGGAAUUUGGAAAUGGGGAAAAAAAAUAAGAGAUAGAUAAAAAAUGAUAAAAAAAAAAAAGAAGAUAUGAAAACCCCAAUCGAAAUUUUCUGUCCUCUUAUUUCUUUUUCAUGCUAUCGUCCUCUUCCUAAGCGGGGUUAGGGUUUCUAAUCCAUUCCUCUUCAUCUCUCCUUUUCUUUUCUCUCUCUCUAUGCUCUCUCUCCUAUCCUCUCUUCUCUCAUCUCUCUCUCUUCACUGGGUUUUUCUCACCCCUUGUUUCUUAAAUCUUUUCCCUUAAACACCAUUCCCCUAAAGGUGUAACAAGUGUUUUAAUUUUCCCAAAAUUUUUUCCCCCUUCUGUUUAAUUACGAUAGAUCACUAAUGGUUGAAUAAAGUUAUUAAACUACAAUACCUAUAGAGUCUCACACUGCUUCCUACCACACGUAAGAGACUUCAUACCUCUUACUCUGUAGCCUAAUGACAGUAUGUUCCUCAAACAGUAGAGGAUAUCCACUUCUGUUACAGCCGAAUGACAAUGUGUUACUGAGGUAACAUGACUGGUGAUUAGAGUUCAACUUUGUCCUGAGGGAGGCGCUUUUACCUUCAACUACCAACCCAGCUGUGAAAAAUACUGAAAUACUGACUCUACAAUGCAGCCACUAAUUCUCUAGCUGGUUACAUGUGUCACAACCUAUCUACACACUCCACUACAACCCCACUCUCUUCUAUGCUAUCAUCUGUACUGUACCCUGCUCGGCGCAAGAUCUGAGAGCGGAGAUGAGAGCAGCGAGGAGGACAAAACGCGGAAGUAAAGCGAAGACAAGAAGAUGAGAGAUGAGGGAAAUAGCGAUGUAAGAGAGAGAGCGGAGAGGAGAGAGGAGAGAGGCGAGAACGAGGAGAGAGAGUUAUAUCGAAAGAUAUAGUGAGAUAUGAGUAGUAUUCAAGCAGAGAGUAUAAAUCACUAUACUCGUAAUGCUCAUACGAGAUUAUUAGAGAGGAGGGAGCUUAUGACGGGGCUAUCUGAUAUAGUAUGGCUCAUAUUAUAGAGACGCGCGUAGAGCUCUCUUAUCUACUAUUAGCUCUCAUCUCUCGAUAUCCUAUCUCUCUCUCUCUCCUUCUCUCUCUCUCUCUCUCAGCUCUCUCUCUCUCUCUCCCUCUCUCUCUCUUCCUCUCUCCUCUCCUCUCUCUCCUACUCCUCGUAAUAACUGUGGUCGUUCUCAGACCCCUUGGUUUGAUUUAAACAUCCUGAUUUUCCACCCUUCAAACAGCAGCUGAAGAAUAGGCCUCUAUCCCAGGCUUAUAACAGGGAGACUUAAGGUUGCGUCCCAAAUGGCACCCUAUAUUCCCUAUGUAGUGCACUUCUUUUGACCAGAGCCUUAUGGGCAUUGGUCAAAUUAGUGCACUAAAUAGGGAAUAGAGUGUCAGUUGGGAUGCAGCCCAAAGUGGACACAUUCCUCCUGGCUAUAAAAGUCUGGGAGAGAUACUGCACUCUGUAUGAAUAUAAAAAGCAACCAAGCAAUUUGACGUAUCGCCAGAAUUUCUCGCCGAAUAAAAACCCGAACUGGUGGAGAAAUGGAAAGUCCACGUUUCCUGUUGGUACAGGGCAUGUUUACAGAACAAGAGGGUUUUCUGUUUUCUCUCAGUAGAAUGAUUUGUUUUGUUCCCCAUGUAAUCCACAGCAGGACGCGUUUGGCCUGUACGCUCUGUACAGUAAGAACAAGCCCAGGUCUGAUACGCUGUUGGCCAGCCACGGAAACAGCUUCUUCAGGGUGAGGAAGAACACACGAACAUACAUACAUGUGCUAUGCUUCAGACCUUACAGACAACUAGCUGUGGCUUUUUGCACCUAACUGUCUACCUGUAUAACCUUUGACCUCUAACCUCUUUUAGAACAAGCAGCUGGAGCUGGGAGAUAAGAUGGACCUGGCCUCCUACCUGUUAAAGCCCAUCCAGAGAAUGUCUAAAUACGCUCUACUCCUGAAGGACCUGAUCAAGGAGGUGAGCGAGGCACAGGAGACAGAGCUGGCCUACCUUCAGGCCGCUGCAGAGAUGGUCAAGUUCCAGCUGCGUCACGGCAACGACCUGCUCGCCAUGGACGCCAUCCGAGACUGUGACGUGAGUGACACCUUCAGCCUGAGAGAUAUCAUGUCUUCUUUGACCCUCACAGAAAACACAGGGGCACCAGUUAUGGUACAACAGUGGAGGCUGCUGAGGGGAGGACGGCUCAUAAUAAUGGCUGGAACGGAGCGAAUGGAAUGGCAUCAUGGAAACCAUGGAAACCAUGUGUUGGAUGAAUUUGAUACCAUUCCACUUAUUCCACUCCAGCCAUUACCACGAGCCCAUCCUUAUUCCACUCCAGCCAUUACCACGAGCCCAUCCUUAUUCCACUCCAGCCAUUACCACGAGCCCAUCCUAUUCCCUCCAGCCAUUACCACGAGCCCAUCCUUAUUCCACUCCAGCCAUUACCACGAGCCCAUCCUUAUUCCACUCCAGCCAUUACCACGAGCCCAUCCUUAUUCCACUCCAGCCAUUACCACGAGCCCAUCCUUAUUCCACUCCAGCCAUUACCACGAGCCCAUCCUUAUUCCACUCCAGCCAUUACCACGAGCCCAUCCUUAUUCCACUCCAGCCAUUACCACGAGCCCAUCCUUAUUCCACUCCAGCCAUUACCACGAGCCCAUCUUAUUCCACUCCAGCCAUUACACGAGCCCAUCUUAUUCCACUCCAGCCAUUACCACGAGCCCAUCUUUCCACUCCAGCCAUGACACCGAGCCCAUGCCUUAUUCACUCCAGCCAUUACCAGAGCCAUCUUAUCACACUCCGCAUUUAACACGAGCCAUCCUUGAUUCCACUCAGCCUUUACCACGAGGACCAUCCUUAUUCACUACCAGCCCUGAGAAUAGGCACUUGGGAGCGAUGCAAUGCACUUUUCAAGUCGAUGAACUUUACCACUGAGCCGUCUAUUCUCUUUCCACCCAGGCCAUUGAAGAGCAGCGGUCCAGUUAGUCCGAACCAGAGAUCUGGGUAUGGUCACGUGCAGGAUUAUCAGAGCGUCCUUAUGCUUUCUUCCGAGUGAUGUAUUCCUCAGGCAACCACGGCCCACCUUAUUCCAUAAACCAUUACGCACGAAGAGGCACAUGGACGUUUAAUUCAUCUCAAACACCAUUAAGGGGGCCCUCAUCCUUACAAACCUGCAUUUAAGGUAGGCCCUCCUUAUUACAAACCCUCCUUAGGUAGGUCCCUCCAUAUCUACAAACCCUCAUUUAAGGAGGGCCUCCAUAUCUACAAACCUCCUUUAAGGUAUGGGCAGCACAAUCUACAAACCCUCCUUUAAGGUAGAGGUACCACCAUGAUACUUAAACCUUCUUUAAGGUAGGCCCUCCUUUAACACACCCUCAUUAAGGUAGGGCCCUCAUACUCAAACCCCUCUUGAAGGUAUGGGCUCAUCUACAACCUCCUUUAAGGUGGGCCCCCAACUACAAACCCUCCUUAAGGUAGGCCUCCAUUACAAACCUCCUUUAAGUUGGGCCUCCAUAUCUACAACCUCCUUUAAGUGGGCCUCAUAUCUACAAACCCUCCUUUAGGUUGGGCCCUCCAUAUCUACAAACCUCCUUUAAGGUUGGGCCCUCCAUAUCUACAAACCCUCCUUUAAGGUAGGGCCCUCCAUAUCUACAAACCCUCCUUUAAGGUAGGGCCCUCCAUAUCUACAAACCCUCCUUUAAGGUUGGGCCCUCCAUAUCUACAAACCCUCCUUUAAGGUUGGGCCCUCCAUAUCUACAAACCCUCCUUUAAGGUAGGACCCUCCAUAUCUACAAACCCUCCUUUAAGGUCUCCUAUAAACAUUAUUUUCAGUUGGUGUUGCACCAAAACAGAAUAAGCACGGUGAGAUACUGUGGUCAGUUGUAGUGGUGACAGGGAUGUGGUUAUACUGUGGUCAGUUGUAGUGGUGACAGGGAUGUGGUUAUACUGUGGUCAGUUGUAGUAGUGACAGGGAUGUGGUUAUACUGUGGUCAGUUGUAGUAGUGACAGGGAUGUGGUUAUACUGUGGUCAGUUGUAGUGGUGACAGGGAUGUGGUUAUACUGUGGUCAGUUGUAGUGGUGACAGGGAUGUGGUUAUACUGUGGUCAGUUGUAGUGGGGGACAGGGAUGUGGUUAUACUGUGGUCAGUUGUAGUGGUGACAGGGAUGUGGUUAUACUGUUGGUCAGUUGUAGUGGUGACAGGGAUGUGGUUAUACUGUGGUCAGUUGUAGUGGUGACAGGGAUGUGGUUAUACUGUGGUCAGUUGUAGUGGUGACAGGGAUGUGGUUAUACUGUGGUCAGUUGUAGUGGUGACAGGGAUGUGGUUAUACUGUGGUCAGUUGUAGUGGUGACAGGGAUGUGGUUAUACUGUGGUCAGUUGUAGUGGUGACAGGGAUGUGGUUAUACUGUGGUCAGUUGUAGUGGUGACAGGGAUGUGGUUAUACUGUGGUCAGUUGUAGUGGUGACAGGGAUGUGGUUAUACUGUGGUCAGUUGUAGUGGUGACAGGGAUGUGGUUAUACUGUGGUCAGUUGUAGUGGUGACAGGGAUGUGGUUCCCCUUUAGUUUUUACAAUGUAGAGAUGUGAUAAGCAAAAACUUAGAAUCUUGGAAAAAAUAGAAUGUUAUUUUGCUGGGAAUCGCGUCAUCUCCCUCCCUCCUUCCAGACGGCGGAUGUGGGGAUGACCGAGAUGUCUGGGGACAACGGUCUUCGUUUCGAGGUGUGGUUCAGACGCAGGACCAGUAAGAACCAGACGUACGUUCUGCAGGCCUCCAACACAGACAUCAAACAUGCCUGGACCUCCAACAUCGCACGUAUCCUCUGGCAGCAGGCUACACGGAAUAAAGGUAGGGAGGGAGGGGGGGAGGGAAGGAGGGGGGAGGGAGGGAGGGGGGAGGGAGAGAGGGGGGGAGGGAGAGAGAGAGAGAGGGAGGACCGCCCACCCAUGGCAAUAAAACCCUUAAAUUGAAUUGAGAGAGAGAAUACCAAGAGCAUAACAGUGGAUAAAAGUUUUAUCUGUGUCUGUCUGGGUUGGCUCAGUGUGGUUAAUUCAUCUCUGUGUUACUAUCUGUGUCUGUCUGGGUUGGCUCAGUGUGGUUAAUUCAUCUCUGUGUUACUAUCUGUGUCUGUCUGGGUUGGCUCAGUGUGGUUAAUUCAUCUCUGUGUUACUAUCGACUGUCUGUCUGGGUUGGCUCAGUGUGGUUAAUUCAUCUUUGUGUUACUAUCUGUGUCUGUCUGGGUUGGCUCAGUGUGGUUAAUUCAUCUCUGUGUUACUAUCUGUGUCUUAUACUUGUGUUACAUCUGUUGUCGGGUUGGCUCAGUGUGUAAUUAUCCUGUGUGGUCAGGAUCCUAAUCAGGGUGGUUCCUGGGAGUGGUAACAAUUGCCGUUGAUAUCAUUAAACCUCGUGUUCUGCCACAGGUGGUUAGACUUACUCUGAGGGCGAUUACUAACCGUCGUUCGGUUCUCCAGGUGCGAACCACGCUACAUUCUGUCCGUUUGAGUAAUCCACCUUAUAAGUACAGUCUAGGGGGUUCUGGACGUCUUGCCUGCUGCGCGGGUUCCUGAUCUCCUGGGCCUCAACCUGCCUGUUCAGGCCAGGGAUCAGCUCCUGUGCCCGAGAGCCUAUCACGCCAUUAGGGUAGGGGAGUGGAGCGAGAACAGCAGCCCUCCAUGUACAUAAGUGAUCUGCCAUACAUACAGGGAUAGACCCUCCAUGAGUACAUACAAAGACACCUCUGCUACAUGUUAUGCCCAGCCCUCAUGUACUACAUUAGAAUCAUCUCAUGAUACUACUGUAGCAGCCCCUCAUGAUACAUACUAUUAGAUAUCCCUCCAUGAGUUACAACUAUAUAGAUCAUCCCGUCCAUGAUACAUACUGUAUAGAUCAUCCCUCCUGACUCAUACUGUAUAGAUCAUCCUCCAUGACUACAUUCUGUCAGAUCACCCCUCCUGAGUACAUACGUGUAUGGAUCUCCCUCCUGAUACAUACGUUAUAGAUCAUCCCCUCCAUGAGUACAUACUGAUAGAUCAUCCCUCCAGUGACUACAUACUGUUAUAGAUCAUCCCUCUGACUUGACUACAUACAUGUAUAGAUCACCCUCCAUGGUACAUACUUAUGAUCAUCCCUCCAUGAGUACAUACUGUAUAGAUCAUCCCUCCAUGACUACAUACUGUAUAGAUCAUCCCUCCAUGAUACAUACUGUAUAGAUCAUCCCUCCAUGAUACAUACUUAUAGAUCAUGCCCUCCAUGAUACAUACUUAUAGAUCACCUCCAUGAGCUACAUACUGUAUAGAUCAUCCCUCCAUGUACAUUACUUAUAGAUCAGCCCUCCAUGACUACAUACUUAUAGAUACAUCCCUCCAUGACUACAUACUGUAUAGAUCAUCCCUCCAUGAGUACAUACUUAUAGAUCAUCCCUCCAUGAGUACAUACUAUAUAGAUCAGUCCCUCCUCUCCUACUGUAUGAUCACCCAUGACUACUGUAUAGAUCAUCCCUCCAUGAGUACAUACUGUAUAGAUCAGCCCUCCAUGACUACAUACUAUAUAGAUCAUCCCUCCAUGACUACAUACUGUAUAGAUCAUCCCUCCAUGACUACAUACUGUAUAGAUCAUCCCUCCAUGACUACAUACUAUAUAGAUCAUCCCUCCAUGACUACAUACUAUAUAGAUCAUCCCUCCAAUGACUACAUACUGUAUAGAUCAUCCCUCCAUGACUACAUACUAUAUAGAUCAAUACCUCCCUACUCAUACUAACACCCUCAUGAUACAUACUAUAUAGAUCAUCCCUCCAUGACGUACAUACUUAUAGAUCAUCCCUCCAUGAGUACAUACUAUAUAGCAUCAUCCCUCCAUGACUAAUACUGUAUAGAUCAUCCCUCCAUGAGGACAUACUAUAAUAGAUCAUCCCUCCAUGACUACAUACUUAUAGAUCAUCCCUCCAUGAGUACAUACUAUAUAGAUCAUCCCUCCAUGACUACAUACUGUAUAGAUCAUCCUCCAUGACUACAUACGUAUAUAGAUCAUCCCUCCAUGAGGACAUCACUGAUAGAUCAUCCCUCCAUGAGUCAACUAUAUGAUCAGAUCAUCCUCCAUGACUACAUACUGAUAGAUCAUCCCUCCAUGAGAAUACUAUAUAGAUCAUCCCUCCAUGACUACCAUACUGUAUAGAUCAUCCCUCCAUGAACAUACGUAUAGAUCAGUCAUCCCUCCAUGACUACAUACUUAUAGAUCAUCCCUCCAUGAUACAUACUUAAUAGAUCACCCUCCAUGAGCAUACAUAGAUCAUCCCCAUGAACAUACAUACUGUAUAUCGAUAAUCCCUCCAUGAGUACAUACUAUAGUAUCCCUCAUGACUACAUAUAAUCAUCCCUCCAUGACUACAUACUGUAUAGAUCAUCCCUCCAUGAUGACAUACUGUAUAGAUCAUCCCUCCAUGACUACAUACUGAUAUAGAUCAUCCCUCCAUGAGUACAUACUUAUAGAUCAUCCCUCCAUGAGUACAUACUAUAUAGAUCAUCCCUCCAUGAUACAUACGUAUAGAUCAGCCCUCCAUGAUACAUACUUAUAGAUCAUCCCUCCAUGACUACAUACUGUAUAGAUCAGCCCUCCAUGACUACAUACUGUAUAGAUCAUCCCUCCAUGACUACAUACUGUAUAGAUCAUCCCUCCAUGAGUACAUACUGUAUAGAUCAUCCCUCCAUGACUACAUACUAUAUAGAUAAUCAUCCCUCCAUGACUACAUACUGAUAUAGAUCAUCCCUCCAUGACUACAUACUGUAUAGAUCAGCCCUCCAUGACUACAUACUGUAUAGAUCAGAUCAUCCCUCCAUGACUACAUACUGUAUAGAUCAUCCCUCCAUGAGUACAUACUGUAUAGAUCAUCCCUCCAUGACUACAUACUGUAUAGAUCAUCCCUCCAUGACUACAUACUGUAUAGAUCAGAUCAUCCCUCCAUGACUACAUACUGUAUAGAUCAUCCCUCCAUGACUACAUACUGUAUAGAUCAGCCCUCCAUGACUACAUACUGUAUAGAUCAGAUCAUCCCUCCAUGACUACAUACUGUAUAGAUCAUCCCUCCAUGACUACAUACUGUAUAGAUCAGCCCUCCAUGAGUACAUACUGUAUAGAUCAUCCCCUCCAUGACUACAUACUGUAUAGAUCAUCCCUCCAUGACUACAUCUACUGUAUAGAUCAUCCCUCAUGACUACUAUGUAUAGAUCAUCCCUCAUGACCAUACUGUAUAGAUCACCCUCCAUGACUACAUACUGUAUAGAUCAAUCCAUCCUCAAUGACUACAUACUGUAUAGAUCAUCCCUCCAUGACUACAUACUGUAUAGAUCAUCCCUCCAUGACUACAUACUGUAUAGAUCAUCCCUCCAUGACUACAUACUGUAUAGAUCUCAUCCCUCCAUGACUACAUACUGUAUAGAUCAUCCCUCCAUGAGUACAUACUAUAUAGAUCAUCCCUCCAUGACUACAUACUUAUAGACAUCCCUCCAUGGACUACAUACUGUAUAGAUCAUCCCUCCAUGACACAUACUGAUUAGAUCAUCCCUCCUGACUCAAUUUAGCUACAUGAGGUACAUACUAUCCGAUACUACUGUAUAGAUCAUCCCUCCAUGACUACAUACUAUAUAGAUCAUCCCUCCAUGACUACAUACUGUAUAGAUCAUCCCUCCAUGACUACAUACUGUAUAGAUCAUCCCUCCAUGAGUACAUACUGUAUAGAUCAUCCCUCCAUGACUACAUACUGUAUAGAUCAUCCCUCCAUGACUACAUACUGUAUAGAUCAUCCCUCCAUGACUACAUACUGUAUAGAUCAUCCCUCCAUGACUACAUACUGUAUAGAUCAUCCCUCCAUGACUACAUACUGUAUAGAUCAUCCCUCCAUGACUACAUACUGUAUAGACACCCUCCAUGAACUACAUGCUCCCUCCAGACAGUAUAUCACCUAUACUACACUUCUGUCUCAGGACCAUGAUCAUCAGGUAGUACUACCCAUGCCUGAUCUCACGGAAGAUAUCCCUCCAUGUACAUAAUAUCAGCCCUUCCAGACAUAUUAUAUCAGGCCCUCCAGACUACAACAAGCAUCCUUCUCAGGACAGUAAAAUCAGGGUUAUGACUACCAGCCUGUAUAGGACAGUAUAUCAGGGUAGUACUACACAGCCUGUUCAGACUAUAUCAGGUAGUACUACACAGCCUGUCUCAGGACAUAUAUCAGUGGUAGUACUACACAGCCUGUCUCAGGACAGUAUAUCAGGGUAGUACUACACAGCCUGUCUCAGGACAGUAUAUCAGGGUAGUACUACACAGCCUGUCUCAGGACAGUAUAUCAGGUAGUACUACACAGCCUGUCUCAGGACAGUAUAUCAGGGUAGUACUACACAGCCUGUCUCAGGACAGUAUAUCAGGGUAGUAUACACAGCCUGUCUCAGGACAGUAUAUCAGGGUAGUGCUACACAGCCUGUUCAGGACAGUAUAUCAGGGUAGUACUACACAGCCUGUCUCAGGACAGUAUAUCAGGGUAGUACUACAAGCCUGUCUCAGGACAGUAUAUCAGGGUAGUACUACAAGCCUGUCUCAGGACAGAUAUCAGGGUAGUACUACACAGCCUGUCUCAGGACAGUAUAUCAGGGUAGUACUACACAGCCUGUCUAGGACAGUAUAUCAGGGGUAGUACUACACAGCCUGUCUAGGACAGUAUAUCAGGGUUUAGGCUUACACAGCCUGUCUCAGGACAGUAUAUCAGGGUAGUACUACACAGCCUGUCUCAGGACAGUAUAUCAGGGUAGUACUACACAGCAUGUCUCAGGACAGUAUAUCAGGGUAGUACUACACAGCCUGUCAGGACAGUAUAUCAGGGUUAGUACUACACAGCCUGUCUCAGGACAGUAUAUCAGGGUUAGUACUACACAGCCUGUUCAGGACAGUAUAUCAGGGUAGUACUACACAGCCUGUCUCAGGACAGUAUAUCAGGGUAGUCUACACAGCCGUCUCAGGACAGUAUAUCAGGGUAGUACUACACAGCCUGUCUCAGGACAGUAUAUCAGGGUAGUACUACACAGCCUGUCAGGACAGUAUAUCAGGGUAGUACUACACGCCUGUCUCAGGACAGUAUAUCAGGGUAGUACUACACAGCCUGUCUCAGGACAGUAUAUCAGGGUAGUAUACACAGCCUGUCUCAGGACAGUAUAUCAGGGUAGUACUACACAGCCUGUCUCAGGACAGUAUAUCAGGGUAGUGCUACACAGCCUGUCUCAGGACAGUAUAUCAGGGUAGUGCUACACAGCCUGUCUCAGGACAGUAUAUCAGGGUAGUACUACACAGCCUGUCAGGACAGUAUAUCAGGGUAGUACUACACAGCCUGUCUCAGGACAGUAUAUCAGUGGUUAGCCUGUUCAGGACAGUAUAUCAGGGUAGUACUACACAGCCUGUCUCAGGACAGUAUAUCAGGGUAGUACUACACAGCAUGUCUCAGGACAGUAUAUCAGGGUAGUACUACACAGCCUGUCUCAGGACAGUAUAUCAGGGUAGUACUACACAGCCUGUCUCAGGACAGUAUAUCAGGGUAGCCUGUCUCAGGACAGUAUAUCAGGGUAGUACUACACAGCCUGUCUCAGGACAGUAUAUCAGGUAGUACUACACAGCCAUGUCUCAGGACAGUAUAUCAGGGUAGUACUACACAGCCUGUCUCAGGACAGUAUAUCAGGGUGUAUACUACACAGCCUGUCUCAGGACAGUAUAUCAGGGUAUAGCCGUUCAGGACAGUAUAUCAGGGUAGUACUACACAGCCUGUCUCAGGACAGUAUAUCAGGGUAGUACUACACAGCCUGUCUCAGGACAGUAUAUCAGGGUAGUACUACACAGCCUGUCUCAGGACAGUAUAUCAGGGUAGUACUACACAGCCUGUCUCAGGACAGUAUAUCAGGGUUAGUACUACACAGCCUGUCUCAGGACAGUAUAUCAGGGUAGUACUACCAGCCUGUCUCAGGACAGUAUAUCAGGGUAGUACUACACAGCCUGUCUCAGGACAGUAUAUCAGGGUAGUACUACACAGCCUGUCUCAGGACAGUAUAUCAGGGUAGCCUGUCUCAGGACAGUAUAUCAGGGUAGUACUACACAGCCUGUCUCAGGACAGUAUAUCAGGGUAGCCUGUCUCAGGACAGUAUAUCAGGGUAGUACUACACAGCCUGUCUCAGGACAGUAUAUCAGGGUAGUACUACACAGCCUGUCUCAGGACAGUAUAUCAGGGUAGUACUACACAGCCUGUCUCAGGACAGUAUAUCAGGGUAGUACUACACUAGCAGCUUAGAUCAUCAAGAAAGGUCACAACUGUCCCUCAAUCGCAUGGUACUGUUUUUUUUAUUGGUCCAUCCACCACGCCCCCUCUUCGGAGGACAAAAUAACUUUGUUUUGACAGCUUUUUAUUUUCUUGUUGCAUGUACAUUCUACACACAUUUUACAUACAUGGCAUUUUUUUUUCACAGUAGUUACAUAACAAGAAUAUAGUUAUUUGAUAUACACUACCAGUCAAAAGUUUGGACACACCUACUCAUUCAAGGGUUUUUCUUUAUUUUUGCUAUUUUUUACAUUGUAGAAUAAUAGUGAAGACAACAAAACUAUGAUAUAACACAUAUGGAAUCAUGUAGUAACCAAAACAGUGUUAAACAAAUCAAAAUAUAUUUUAUAUUUGAGAUUCUUCAAAUAGCCAAGAGUGUGCAAAGCUGUCAUCAAGGCAAAGGGUGGCUAUUUGAAGAAUCUCAAAUAUAACAUAUAUUUUGAUUUGUUUAACACUUUUUUGGUUACUACAUGAUUCCAUAUGUGUUAUUUCAUAGUUUUGAUGUCUUCACUAUUAUUCUACAAUGUAGAAAAUAGUAAAAAUAAAGAAAAACCCUUAGAGUAGGUGUGUCCAAGCUUUUGACUGGUACUGUACAUAUCUGGAUAGACAGUACUUAAACACAUACGGUAUACAUUAUAUAUCUUGUUUUCAGUCAUAACUAUUAUAGAACAUGAGCUUUUAAACCCCACCCCUCAGCUACUCUCUGUCCAUCCCACCUAUCUUCUUAACCCCACCCCUCAGCUACUCUGUCCAUCCCACUGUUAAGUGAAUUAUUUAACAAACUAUUUUAGUGUCUCUGUGCGUCUCCCAAAAGGUUGUAAGUCUUUUGGGAUUUAAGUAACGGCCAGAGUCCCGGUCUGCAUAGUCAGAGAUAUUUAUUCAUUGAGAAUUCUGCCAUCACAAUUUCAGAGUCCAUCUUUAUACUCAUACGUCAUACAAAAAGAAAUCCCUUCCCCUCUGUAGGCGGGCUGUAGUUUUCCACUCUAAACUGCUCUACUGACCUUCAGUUCACACACACACACACACUAUACACACAUGCAUAACACAUACAUACACACACACACACACAUAUCCUACUCCCUGCUUUACUCAGUUAUUGCCGUUCUCACAAUAUUCUGCACCAUGUUUUCAUAACAGUUUCUCCCCUCCCUAAAUUGGGAGGCCUCUUUAUCUUAGUUUCCCAGUUGUCUGUAGCCAGUUCUCCUUGUCCUUUGUUGUCUGGUCUAACUCCUACUCACAUUGCUAAAUAGUGGCUCAAUGCCAUAGCCUUUACUGGUCCUACACUCACACAUUUCUAACACAUUAUACACAGUUUCAGGGUGUAAUAAUUAGUCAUUAAUAAUUAAUCUAUCACCCACCCCACCCCUCAGCUACUCUGUCCAUCCCACCUAUCACCUAAACCCCACCCCUCAGCUACUCUGUCCAUCCCACCUAUCACCUAAACCCCACCCCUCAGCUACUCUGUCCAUCCCACCUAUCACCUAAACCCCACCCCUCAGCUACUCUGUCCAUCCCACCUAUCACCUAAACCCCACCCCUCAGCUACUCUGUCCAUCCCACCUAUCACCUAAACCCCACCCCUCAGCUACUCUGUCCAUCCCACCUAUCACCUAAACCCCACCCCUCAGCUACUCUGUCCAUCCCACCUAUCACCUAAACCCCACCCCUCAGCUACUCUGUCCAUCCCACCUAUCACCUAAACCCCACCCCUCAGCUACUCUGUCCAUCCCACCUAUUACCUAAACCCCACCCCUCAGCUACUCUGUCCAUCCCACCUAUCACCUAAACCCCACCCUCAGCUACUCUGUCCAUCCCACCUAUCCUAAACCUCAAACCCCACCCCUCAGCUACUCUGUCCAUCCCACCUAUCACCUAAACCCACCCCUCAGCUACUCUGUCCAUCCCACCUAUCACCUAAACCCCACCCCUCAGCUACUCUGUCCAUCCCACCUACAACCUAAACCCCACCCCUCAGCUACUCUGUCCAUCCCACCUAUUCACCUAAACCCCACCCUCAGCUACUCUGUCCAUCCCACCUAUCACCUAAACCCCACCCUCAGCUACUCUGUCCAUCCACCUAUCACCUAAACCCCACCCCUCACUAUCUCUGUCCAUCCCACUAUCACAUAACCCCACCCCUCAGCUACUGUCCAUCCCACCUAUUCACCUAAACCCCACCCCUCAGCUACUCUGUCCAUCCACUAUCACCUAAACCCCUAUUCAGCAUAUUUUCUAUUUUAUUUCACCUUAACCCAACCAAACCUCAGCUACUCUGUAUUUCCACCUGUCACCAAAGCCCAUCUAUCAGUAAUGAUCAACUCCUAUCCUCUCUCUCUCUCUCCCCACAGCUACUGAGAGCUCUGGCUCGUCGUCCCACUGUCUGUCCGCCAGCGGCUCCAGUGGUUCAGACAGUGGCUGUGUGUCCAGCCACCUCCCUGAGGCCUGUCUAUCUGAGGAUCCCUCGUUCCCCUGCCACCCCCCGUCCUCCUGCUACCCGUCCUCCGACGCCGUCACCUCCCCCAGCCUCCCCCAAGACGAGCCCCGCUACAGCAACAGACAGUACAUUUCAGCCGUAAGUGGACAUAAUGGUUAUGGAUGGUUUAUCGGCUCGUUGAUACCUGGUAGCAGUUUAUACGCAGACACAGUGGCUAUGGAAGCAGUGGCCUUAGUCCUGGAGAGAUGCAGGGUUUUCUCCAGCCCUACAACACCAGUUCUCAGUGUGGUGUUUUCAGAGGGCUGCUUUGGACUAACAUGUACACAAUGCUGGUAUGAUUUGUGAUAUGUUACGAUCCAUGCCAUAUGCAGUCAUGGAAGAAUGGUUGAUCAUGUCUCUAAUCGAAUGUGAUAUACUAUUGAUUAAUGUUAACAAUAAUUAAUUGAUUGAUUAAACAUCUCCUGUAUGAGCUUGGCUUUGUGCAAACCCCGCUGACAUGAUCAAUAACCUCGCUGACAUGAGCAAUGCUUGUAACAUUCCUCUAAUCAGAAUAACACAUCUGUAACCCUGGCCUCCCUCCCUCCCUUCCCUCCCUCCUCUCUCUCUCUCUCUCCUCCUCUCUCUCUCUCUCUCUCGUCUCUCUCCCUCCCUCCCUCCCUCCCUCCCUCCCUCCCUCCCUCCCUCCCUCCCUCCGUCCCUCUCUCCUCUCUCCCUCCCUCCCUCCCUCCCCCCACCCCUCUCCCACCCUCCCUUUCGCACUCCUCUCUCUCUCUCCUUCCCUCCCUCCCUCUCUCCCUCCUCUCUCCUCCUCUCUCUCUCUCCCUCUCUCCCUCCCUCUCCUCCCCCCUCCAUCCCUCUCUCCUCCCUCUUCUCUCUCCCUCCCUCCCUCCCUCCCUCCAUCUACAGAAAGUAGCUCAGAUCAUAGGCCCUUCCACUAUAGUGUGAUUCCUGACUGGAACCCUGCUUGGAGUAAGUGGAGCAACGCUUUUCAUGUCACACUCAAAUCAAAACACAGUCUCUAAACAAUGCUAUCUAAAACAAUGCCCAGGGCCUGUAUUCACAAAGCGUUUCAGAGUAGGAGUGUUGAACUAGGAUCAGGCCUUGUAGUCUUAUUCAUUAUGAUCUAAAAGGGAAAGCUGAUCCUAGAUCAGCACUCCUACUGAGAUGCUAUGUGAAUAUGGACCCUGGGCUAAGAGCUGUGCUAGUCUGUAUUUCUCCAAGCUGCUGCUGUUUAUGGCAUAGCCUGGGUACCAGCCUCUUUGUGCUAACAUUCAACCCCUUGUCAUGCCAAACACAUGACACAGAGUACAAGGAGUGGAAUGUUAGCACAAAACAGGUCUGGAUUUCAGGCUAGCUGUGGUGUUUUCAUUGGAAGUAUUGGUGCUGUAGUAUCUCUGUAGUAACUCUAGUAUCUCUGUAGUAUCUCUGUAGUAACUCUAGUAUCUCUGUAGUAACUCUGUAGUAUCUCUGUAGUAACUCUAGUAUCUCUGUAGUAACUCUGUAGUAACUCUGUAGUAACUCUAGUAUCUCUGUAGUAACUCUGUAGUAACUCUGUAGUAACUCUGUAGUAUCUCUGUAGUAACUCUGUAGUAUCUCUGUAGUAUCUCUGUAGUAUCUCUAGUAUCUCUGUAGUAACUCUGUAGUAACUCUAGUAUCUCUGUAGUAACUCUGUAGUAUCUCUGUAGUAUCUAUGUAGUAACUCUGUAGUAUCUCUGUAGUAUCUCUGUAGUAACUCUGUAGUAACUCUGUAGUAUCUCUGUAGUAACUCUGUAGUAACUCUGUAGUAUCUCUGUAGUAACUCUGUAGUAUCUCUGUAGUAACUCUAGUAUCUCUGUAGUAUCUCUGUAGUAUCUCUGUAGUAACUCUGUAGUAACUCUGUUCUCUGGUCUCUCUACAGGUCUAA
This is a messenger RNA of Coregonus sp. 'balchen', 16245 nucleotides long. NCBI's taxonomy places the organism in Eukaryota, Metazoa, Chordata, Actinopteri, Salmoniformes, Salmonidae. The record is from the annotation of a GenBank genome assembly.